AUGUUUAUUCAAUCGAAGUGGGAUAAUGAAGAGCCAAGGUGGGGCAGUCUGGAUGGAAAUACAUGGCCCUUCAAAGUGGCUUCGAACCAGGCAUUCUUGGCAUCAGCUAGUGCCAUCAAGAACAUCACUGCCUUAUUACCGCCUGCAUUACAAACUUACGUCCAGACAACAGUCGGCCAUCUUUCCGAAGCCGUAGCCGGAUCCAACGAGUACCUUGUUUCGCAAGGAGUAUCGCCGACUCUCCUAUAUUCAACCAUCGCCGGUACCGCUGCAGCUCUCGCGUUACCUCUCAGCAUGAUGUCUCGAUUUGGCUGGGGUUCCAGUCGAGACGCCAUAUCUCCAUACGCCUCCCAGUCGGAUAGCCAGGGCGUGCCUCAUGUCACUGAUGACGACUUUAGCUAUAUCACAUCCGAAGAUCUUGAAGAUUCGCUACAGUCACCGUCCCGAACCUACGACCCCCAAGGUCGACGGGCACCACCUAGCGCCACCCUCGACGAUGACGUACUUCUAAUCAAGAACAAGGGCAUCACAUAUCCCGUCCACUUCCCCGCGUAUUCUAUCGGCGAUGGCAAAUUGCAUGUGUCAGAUGUGCGUGAUCGCGUGGGAUUGGUUAUGGAUCUUAGUGAUCGUCGAAGCCGACGCUUGAAGAUGCUUUACAAAGGCCGCCAUCUCAAAGAGCAGGAUAUCCCUAUCCGAGAUUAUGGUGUGAAAAACAACAGCGAACUGCUAGUUGUAGUUCCCGAAGGAAGGAUUAGCGAUGAAGACGGAGAGAGUAGCAGCGAAGAAGUUGUUGUCACGGAAGAUUCCAUCGACCAGCAGAAGUCGAGGAAAAAGAAGAGCAAGGCUCGAAAGAAGAAGAAGGAACGUCCCGGUCCGGCCGAAAGCUCUGUGAAUCUUGAAGUGCCAGGACGUGAAGAAGGCAGACGAGCAUCACCGGAUCCAUCCAUCCACCCAUCGAGAGUGCCCUCCCCUGCGGUGCCUUCCGGUCCCAGCGAGCAGCUGGAUGCGAUCAGAUCUCACUUUGACGCGAAACUUCUGCCUCUUUGCCGACAAUUCAUAAAUCACACGCCAACUGAUAAGAAGAAGUGCGAGGACGAACAUCGAAAGUUGAGCGAGACAGUAUUACAACACACAUUGCUGAAGCUAGACGAGGUAAACACAGGAGGUGACCCGGAUAUCAGGGCGAAGAGAAAGGAACUGGUGAAUUACGUGCAGGAUAUCUUAAGGCAGCUUGACGAACGCCAGCCCUCCUCUUCCGGGAAGUCGAGGGGAAGAUGA
Molecule: messenger RNA, 1278 nt
Organism: Annulohypoxylon truncatum
Lineage: Eukaryota; Fungi; Ascomycota; Sordariomycetes; Xylariales; Hypoxylaceae
Product: BAG domain-containing protein
Exons: 2
Coding region: 1-1278 (425 amino acids)
Molecular function (GO): protein-folding chaperone binding
Source: RefSeq, a predicted model, not a curated record